Molecule: messenger RNA, 4712 nt
Organism: Colius striatus (speckled mousebird)
Lineage: Eukaryota; Metazoa; Chordata; Aves; Coliiformes; Coliidae
Gene: B4GALT6
Product: beta-1,4-galactosyltransferase 6
Exons: 9
Coding region: 196-1344 (382 amino acids)
Biological process (GO): glycosphingolipid biosynthetic process; carbohydrate metabolic process
Molecular function (GO): UDP-galactose:glucosylceramide beta-1,4-galactosyltransferase activity
Source: RefSeq, a predicted model, not a curated record
GCGCGGCUCCUGCCGGUCUCCCCCGGCUCGCCCGCUCGCUCCCGCGGAGGCGGCGGGAGGGAAGGGGCGAGCGGAGUCCCCGCGUCACCUUCUCGCUGCCCGAUCCAUGGGUGGAGCGGGCAGCCUCCCUUGGGGAAGCGCCGCCGCGGUUCGCCAGGAUUGAGCGGAGCGGGCGGCCGCCCGCGCGGAGGGAGGAUGCCAGUGCUUCGAAAGGUGCUGCGGAUCUCCAAUCGCUCUAUGCUCGCCUUCAUCUUCUUCUUCUCCUUCUCUUCCUCCUGCCUCUACUUCAUCUACGUGGCCCCCGGGAUCGCAAACACAUAUCUCUUUAUGGUGCAAGCUCGUGGUAUAAUGCUGAGAGAAAAUGUAAAAACAAUAGGACACAUGAUCCGAUUAUACACUAACAAAAAUACUACACUGAAUGGCACAGAUUACCCUGAAGGAAACAAUUCUAGUGACUCUGUUGCUCAAACAACAAUGUAUCUUCCAGAAAACUUCACUUACUCUCCUUACCAGGCUUGUCCAGAGAAGCUGCCUUACAUGAGAGGCCUUAUUGAUGUCAAUAUGAGUGAAAUUAGUUUUGGUGAAAUUCAGAAACUGUUUUCAAAAGACUUAGACAUCAAACCAGGAGGACACUGGAAACCAAAAGACUGUAAGCCACGAUGGAAGGUGGCAAUCCUUAUUCCUUUUCGGAAUCGCCAUGAGCAUCUUCCAAUCUUCUUCCGUCAUCUGAUACCAAUGUUGCAGAAGCAGCGGCUGGAAUUUGCCUUUUAUGUUGUUGAACAGACAGGUACACAACCUUUUAAUCGUGCAAUGCUCUUCAAUGUUGGCUUCAAAGAGGCUAUGAAGGAUGCUACCUGGGACUGCAUAAUAUUUCAUGAUGUAGAUCACUUACCUGAAAAUGACCGGAAUUAUUAUGGAUGUGGAGAAAUGCCACGCCAUUUUGCAGCAAAGCUGGACAAAUACAUGUACAUUCUUCCAUACAAUGAGUUCUUUGGUGGUGUAAGUGGCCUGACAGUGGAACAAUUCAAGAAGAUCAAUGGGUUUCCAAAUGCCUUUUGGGGAUGGGGUGGAGAAGAUGAUGAUCUUUGGAACAGGGUUCACUAUGCUGGAUUCAAUGUAACAAGGCCAGAGGGAGAUUUAGGCAAGUACAAAUCCAUUCCUCAUCAUCACAGAGGUGAAGUCCAGUUUUUAGGACGAUACAAACUUCUGAGGUAUUCCAGAGAACGUCAGUAUAUUGAUGGAUUGAACAAUUUAAUAUAUACUCCUAAAAUACUUGUCAGUAGAUUGUAUAAAAAUAUAACUGUUAAUCUCAUACCAGAACUUGCUCCUGUUAGAGACUAUUGAUGGAGGUGGAAUGACAAGCUAUCCUAGCAGAAGAAGCUUUUAACACUGGAAGCUACUAAUAGACACUGUAAAACAGGACAAACCGAAAACUAUAAACAGGAGCGCAGAAUUAGAGAUUUUUGACCAUUUGAUAAUGCAUUUGGGAUGAGAAGUUAAGUGAUUGUAUAUACCAUGCAUUUUGUUCUGAAAGAAAAGCCAGCAGCUACCACUCAGAUGUUUACAGCAUGAUACUACUGUUCAAGCCUUCAUUCUUCAUAUUCUUUAUCUUAACAACUCAACUAAGAAAACUGCAGAAAACGGACUUGAAGCUUCUGUGGAAGUAGGGACAGAGGCCUUGGCUUCCACUUUUUUUUAUACUAAACUGCCCCUCCCUCCUAUUUAAAUGAAUGUUUCUGUUUCUUUUUAAAAUGUGUCUUGUAAAUAUGUGAUGUAAAUUAAUGUGUGUACAUUGCUUUUAAAUUGCUCAGUAUAUUAUGCUUUGGUAUGUUAUUUGAGUGUGUUCUCAUUUGAAUUCUAUACAAAUGUUUUUAUUAGCAUGAAAGGACAAGUAUAAAAUGUAAGUAUGCUUAAAAAAAAAAGGUUAUACCUUAUGUGAAAUGAAGGAAAUAGCAAUUGUUGGCCAGCUAUGACUGUAAACUGUUAUACUAGUUUUGAGCUCUGGGCCUCCUGCAUAUCUAUAUAGAAAAACCAAUUUCAUAUAUGAAUUUGGUAGAAAGAAAGCUUUUAAUUUUAUUUAUUGCCAGCACAAUUGUAUUAUCUCCUGCCUGCCAUCUAAAUCCUGUUUAUAUGCAUAUUGCAUGUGUAUUACGGAAAAUCUUGCAGUUGUUGCGUAUUUUGAUCUGCAGGAACUCUGUUUCCAAGUGUGCCACUGGUGUCAAUGUCAGGGAUCUUAAUGCCUAAAACAAUGUGUCUGGGUGCAUAGUCUUUUGGUAUUGUUCUUUUAAAAAAAAUCCUAGUAAACAGCACUUUUAUUACUUCAAAAUCAGAAGAGCCAAAAAUGUGUCUUUACUGGAAGAGUAUUAAAGUUAGAUUUUUUUUUAAUGAAAAUAAUAAAAUAUAGUUCUAAUAUUUCUAAUGCUCGCAGUAUGGGAUUUUGGUCAAAAUGUCCCACUGGUGAUGGUGAUGGCGAUGGCAUAAACAGAACUGAAAGCAGGCCAAUCCCAAGUGCUUUUUAAAAUUCCACUCCUGAUAUAUUAAUCAAUAUAGCUAUUUAAGGGCCUGUUCUGGUAGAGUGCUGAGUGCUUCUAUGAUGCACUAAGCAUCCUCAAGUCAAUGACUUUCAAUGAGAUUGAGGUUGUGCAGUCCCCCUAAGGACUGGCCCUGUCUGUUUCUCUAUUUUUGUGAUCUUAUAUGUAUGAGUAACAAGCCUCUUUCCUUGGCUUAUAAUGAGAAACGUAUCUCCUUAUUUUCUGUUUGUAAUUGUUUGCUUGUAAUGUUGUGCCACCUAAAAGUAUUCCAGUGAUAAGCAUUCUUAUAUUUUCCUAAUUUUUUUUUACGUCCGUUGUUAAUACAAAGGAAAAGUACUGGAUCAGUUAUUUUCUGUGUUAAUGCAACAAUGUUGACCAAGAUCUACUAAAUUGUUUUGUUUGUCACAGUUACUCAACUCUUUAGGAACCAAAGACUGACUUCUGCUCCCAUGAAGAAUGGAAAGCAGUAUGUAAUAAGGGUUGUUUAUCCGUGGAGUGUUCUGUAAGAGUGUUGACAAAGAAUACUAACUUUAACUCGUUACUGUGUGUUGGUUUCCUGAAUUGCUGCCACAGAUGAUGUGGUGCUUUGUGUAUUUGAGUUUGUUUGCCAUGAACACCUUUCAUUUCUUUGAUGUCCCAGCAGCAAAUUUUGCCCUUAGCCAUUCCUCGGUAAAGUUAUAAACUUAGUUGUAGGCAUCCCAAAUAUUUAGUAGAAUUGUAGUGAUUUCAUUUAAGUAGUUGACAACAAUAGUAGGGCAUAUUUUAAACCUUUAAAAUCUACUGGUUAAUCUAAUAUGCUUUAGGAGUGCUGUAAUGCAAUGAAAAUAACAAAAAGCAAGUGUAAAGUGAACAAAAUAUCCUUCAAAAGCAUGCUUAAGUGGUUUGAUCACCUACUGAUAUAUUUUUCCAUAACUGAGUGUAUAGAAUAUCCUGAAGCAUAUGGAUAAAGGAGAGAUAAUUAUUACACUGUAUAAACAACUAUAUCUUCAAAAUAAAGUUAGUCUAAUUUCAUAGCAGGCUAAUACAAUUCUUUAAGAACUGUUGAAUAAAUUCUUAAAUCCCUGAUGUAAUUUUGAAGUGAUUCCUGGUUUUCAGCACAAGUUCACCUACAAUUUAACACCUAUGAUUGUGAGACAUCUUUUGAUACCGUAGGUCUGCACUGUUUCCUGAAGCAUGCUUUUGUGCCCAUUUGUUAGGCAUUCCGUGAAAUUUAAUGUGCAAUUUAAAACAUUCUGAUACAUAUAUACAUAUAUUUCAUACAUAUAUACAUGCAUAUAUUAUACAUAUAUUGUGACUGAAAUAGUAUAACUUUACAGCUCUAAGUGAUAAGUCAUGUAUGGUCUUAAAAAAACAAAGUGACUUAAAACAGUAUGUGAAUGAAUUAUGACAUAUAGCUGAAUUCUUAAAGUUUACAUUUUGGUGCCCCAAAGUGAUGGAUGUUAAUUUCCUCAUUGUUAACCAACACUCUUCUCUAAAUACCUUUUAUCCCUUUGUUGGGAAGUUCUAAAAGUUACCAUCUUAAAUUACAUCAAAAUAGAGUUUGUAUACUACCUGCUUGAACUCAGUACUAUUCUGUAGUGAAUUUUAACAUAGACAGUGCCUUCAAUCAAAAUAAAUGCGAUGCAGAUCUAAGAGUUGUGCACAUUCCUUUUGGUAUUUUCAUAUUUCUUGUAAAAUGUUGAGAAAAGUCAAUCAUAUUGGCUUUUGUAUUGCUGACAGAGCAAAUUAAGGAUGUCUUCAAGGAGUGAAUGUGGAGGAAGAAGAAAGAGGGAGUACUUUACAAGAUUCUGAAGGUCUUGCAGAUUGACAAGUAAUUACAGAAAUUUUGACACUGGACUCUGGUUGAUAUGCUAACAAACUCUUAAGCCCAAUUGCUGUAUUUCAAAGUUAAGUAGGAGAAUAUAAAAUGUAGAAUACAAAAUCCAUUUUCCUAUAAACAAUAUAUUGAGAAGCAAGUGCAAAAUGUCAUUUUUGUUGGAUCUUGCCAGUCUAUUUUUCUAUUGUUAUGUUUACUGAUGGCUGCGUUGUAGUGGGUUACUAAUGAUCCAGUUAUGUAAAAAUACUAAAAGCAUCCAUCGCAUUGCAAGAGAAAGUGUACUUAAGAUAAUUUUAUUUGUAGAGGUAUGUAAAAUAGGCUUAAUGAAAAAUGCACUGAAACAAACGCUGGGAAUUUCCUGUGUA